Messenger RNA from Durusdinium trenchii, 1000 nucleotides. The record is from the annotation of a GenBank genome assembly. Lineage: Eukaryota; Dinophyceae; Suessiales; Symbiodiniaceae.
CGGCACCCUGUCUCCACCGCGUGCACAGCCAGCUCACAGCACCAGCACCAAGCACCGGCAACCUGUCUCGAAAGCUCGCACAGGCAGCUCAUUGCUAAUUUGAAGUAAGAACCCCAUAGCUUCCCUAUCUGGGAACUCAUUUUUUUGGAGUUUUCCUUUUUUAUAUGAUAGCAGUGGCCUCCAACCUAGAAGCGAUGGCCUCCAACCUAGAAGCAAUGGCCUUGAACCUAGAAGCGAUGGCUUCAAAUGAAAGGCACGGGCUUUUGUCUCGGCAAAUUUGCACAUCGCCACUAUUGCAGCCGCUAUGACUUCAGUGCUACGGACUUGGAAGUCUACGCCUUCGACGACGGCUUCGUUGCCGGGCCAGCCGGUGGACAAUACCAAUCAUCCACCAUGGAUGUAGGGUCGCUGGCUAGUGGCAGCUUGACGGGGACCACGCACACCUAUUCCACCGAUAAGGCUUACCUGGCCCUGAAUAUGAAUGCUGGAACUGGCGUUUGCUUCGGAGAUGCGAGCAAAGGAGGAGAUUGCUCCCAGAUUGACUUCACCGGUGUGACCAGCGUGCAUGCCACGGAAGGAGCCUUCUUGGCUUUCAAGAAGGCUUCGGGUACCGCCACUUGCUGGGGGGACAUCGACUGCAGUAGUGUGGACUUUACCGGCGUCACAGACGUUUACUCCACGAUCCGUGCCUUUCUCGCCCUGAACCGCAACAGUGGAACGGGUGUUUGCUUUCCAACGGAUGCCAGCGAUGAUGAUUGCUCACAGAUCGACUUCACUAACGUCAGCCAUGUGCUUUACACUCGAACAGGCUUCUUGGGCAUCAAGUCGGAUCAGCCUGAUCGGCUCAGUACGGCAGGAUAUCGUGAUCACUUUAACCCCUUCGUGGUUCCGUCAUGAGUUUUGUUUGAUUUUCUCUAAAAAGCCCCACAGGGGAGACAACAGCAUGUAAAGAUGCACUGACUGCCCAAAAUGGCAGUGGCUUGCCUGCCAUGAAAAACAA